AUGCUUAGAAGUUCCAAUAAUUAAAAAGUAAAUUUCUUGCUGAAAAUAUUUAGAGAAAUAUCUGGAAAAUCAGUUAAUUAAGAACUUUACUAUGAAAAAGAUGAAAAUGAGAUGAAUGAUGAAGUAGAAGACUUUUUCCAACUUAUUGUUAAAGUUAAAAGAUUAAGGGUAGAAAAUGUAUGCCAGCGAUUAGGUCUUGUAUCUCUGGCUUAUCUUUGGCUCAAAGACUAAUCAGAGUUGCUCGAAGAGAUGAUAGAGAAUGAGAUGGAUGCAAGAAUAAUCAAGAUUUGCUCUAUGGGCUUAAAGCCGUCUCAUCUUGGCAAAAGCAUAUCAUAAUUGCAUGAUUACUUCAUCAAACUUAGAGAUCAAUUCUAAUUCAAUGUUUGUGGAGAAGGAGGAGAGUAUGAAUCUGCUGUCUUUGAUUGUCCUCUAUUUAAGUCCAAGCGUAUAGUGGCAUUAGAUUAGUAAAUUAUCCAUCAUGAUGAAAGUGAAAUAGCUCCAGUUGCUCAUUUAAAAUUUAAUUAGUUCCAGCUUGAGGAUAAAGACGAAGAUACUAAUCAAAGACACAGUGAAUUACUAUAAAAUUUAAUUGAAUCAAGAAAAUACAUUUAAGAUGUAAAAUACGAAAAGAUUGAAUAAAAUUUUGAUUGGAAAUAAUCAACAACUGAUGAAAUUAUUUAAAGUCAUUAGCUAGAAAAGCAUUACUAAAUAAGUAAAGACUAAAUAAUUACAAAAUUCAUGACUAUAAGGGAUAUUAAAAUUGAGGGCUCAGGCUCCCUCGAAUUAAGUUAGUCACAAUAGGUAGAUUUAUUAUUGUCGCAUUUGAGCAAAUUAUUUGAAGAUAAUGGCUUCUCUUUGAAGAACGGGACAUUAAAGAUUAAUCUCUAUAUUUAUGAUAUGAGUUAGUUCAUAGAUAUUAACACUGUAUACAAGAAGUACUUUGGAUUAAAACCACCAGUUAGAGUAUGUGUAGAAUUGCCAAACUAAAAUUAAGAUAGUUUGGUAUACAUUCAAGCUAUAGGUAUGAAAGAGGCCACUUUGCAAAAAUUAAAUAGGCAAAAUCUUCAUGUCUAAGGUUACAGUUAAUGGGCUCCUGCUAAUAUAGGGCCAUAUAGUCAAGCCAAUUAAUUAAAUGGAAAUAUAUUGCUAGCUGGGAAUAUUGGAUUAAUCCCUGAGCAUAUGCUUUUGUAGAAUAGUCUCUAAUUAUUAGGUGCAAAUAUUUUUAUUUCUUCAGAUGUUGAUAUAAAGUCCAUAAUGCCAAAGAUACUUGAUGAUUUCAAAAUUAUUCCAACAUCAAUCAUAAGAGUUGGAAAAUUACCCAGACUCAGUCUAAUUGAAAUUGAGCUCUUUUGUAACAAAGAAGCUGACCAUUUUUAAAUGGAGCCUAUUUAAUCAGAAACUUAACAAACAAUAGUUCAAUCACUUAUCAAAUAGAAUUCUUCAAACGAUGAAAGCGAUGAUUAAAUAGAGGAAUCAAAAUCUGAAAAUAAUUCUAUUAAUAUAUUGAAGUUUACUGGAUAAAUCAAACUUAAUUCUGAUAUAAGUGAAGAGAUUUAGUUACAGAAUCAAAUAAAUUUGGUCAAAUCUAAUAUAUUAAAGAAGUUAAAAUAACACGAAAAAACUUUGAGCUUUUAAAUGACAAUUUAUAAACCACAUAAAUUCAGUUUUGAUUCAAAUCAUUUCUUACAAAAAGUAUUUGAAACAGAAGGUCUUGAUGUUUCAAUAAGUACAAUUCCAGUAUAUGAAGCUUAUAAUCUCUAAUUAGUAGAUUAUUUUAAAACUUAAGGCUUUUACAUUCUCUGGACUAUGGAAUCAUUGGAUUUGAAUUGA
This is a messenger RNA of Stylonychia lemnae, 1830 nucleotides long. The record is from the annotation of a GenBank genome assembly. Lineage: Eukaryota; Ciliophora; Spirotrichea; Sporadotrichida; Oxytrichidae.